This is a messenger RNA of Dipodomys ordii (Ord's kangaroo rat), 1179 nucleotides long. Its product is annotated as mas-related G-protein coupled receptor member A6-like. Gene Ontology annotation, biological process: G protein-coupled receptor signaling pathway. The coding region runs from base 1 to 1179 and encodes 392 amino acids. NCBI's taxonomy places the organism in Eukaryota, Metazoa, Chordata, Mammalia, Rodentia, Heteromyidae. The record is from RefSeq and is a predicted model, not a curated record. Gene Ontology annotation, molecular function: G protein-coupled receptor activity. Gene Ontology annotation, cellular component: membrane. The transcript is spliced from 5 exons.
AUGAACGUGGAGGACUGGGGGAAACCAUUUGUUGCAGUGAUUCAACUGUGGUGUAGGAAAGAGAUAGCCUGGUGGACUUCCCUGUUAAGGGUGCAUGACACUGCAAAGAAAGAACCUAAAGACACAACCAAGCCUAGUGAGAACACAGAGAAACAGUUGUUCAACAAAGCAGUAGACUCUGCUAUUGCUCAGUCUGAGAAAGGCUCUUCCUCUCCACAACAGGUCACACCUGCAACACUGAACAGGAAAAUGGAAGAAAGGAGCACCAAUGGAGUGAUUGUGGGCCUGGAACCAACCACAUCAGCCUUGAUUACAGAGGUGAUGGGAACGUAUGAUUAUAACCACACCUAUCAGGGACAUUGUUUCAUGGAGGUGACAAUUCUCAUGUGGUUGAAUGUCAUCAUUGAUGUGAUUGGACUGGCAGGAAAUACAGCUGUGAUCUGGCUCCUUGGCUUCCGGAUUCGAAGAAAUGUCAUCUCAGUUUACAUCCUAAACCUGGCUGUGGCUGAUUUUUUCUACCUUUGCUCUAAUUUUAUAGCAGGCCUGAGCUUCCUCAGUGUUAUUAGCCUGGAACGUUGCCUGUCUGUCCUGUGUCCCAUCUGGUACCGGUGCCACCGCCCAACACAUGUAUCAUCCUUCAUGUGUGUGAUAGUAUGGACACUGUCCUUGCCAUUGGCUUUUUUGGUAUCUUAUUACUGUCAAGGCCUACUUACCUAUUUUGACUGGAAGUCAUGUCUGUUAGUCAGACUUUCUAGUGCUGGAUACUUGCUAUGUUUAUUUGUGAUUCUCUCAGGGUCCAGCCUGGCUCUGACUGUAAGGAUGUUCUGUGGCCCUCAACGGAUGUCACUGACCAGGUUGUAUGUGACCAUCCUGCUCACAGUACUGGUCUUCAUCUUCUGUGGCCUACCCCAUGGCAUUGGCUAUUACCUACACGGUGUGACUUAUGUUGUGUUUCAGUUCACCUGUUACUCUCCUAACCUUUUAUUUUUACUAACUUCUAUUAACAGCUGUGCCAACCCCAUUAUUUACUUCUUUGUUGGCUCCUUUCGGCAGCAGCAGAGGCAGACCCUUAAGCAUGUUCUGCAGAGGGCUCUGCAGGACACUCCUGAAGACAAUGAACGUGGAGGUAGCCUUUCUCAGGGGACCCUGGAGAUGUCUGGAAGCAGAGUGGAGCAAUGA